AUGGAAAAUGGGAAUUUAUACACGUAUGGACCGGAUAGGAAUCUUCUUGUCGAUCUUCAAGCGCAUGAAGUUUAUCAAAUUCAGUCCAGUUCUGAUCUUACAGCUGUGGUAGUUAAAUCCAACAACACAGUGGCAUGUUUUGCAGGGGCAAAUCAGACAAUGCUAGCAAAUGAUGGAAAAGAGGACCAUAUCGUGAGUGCUCUACCCCCAACUCAGGCUUGGGGAUAUGAAUACAUACUGGCCGGUACAGAAUCACCAAAUUUCCAGGAUAUUGUCAAAAUCGUCGCCACAGAGGAUAAUACUAUUGUUGAUGUCGAUAGUUGUACACAUAAGACAUUUAACUUGGCUAAAGCUUUCGAUUACGUUGAAGACCCAUUAACAUGUGGUGGGUAUGCCAUACAUUCGAAUUUCAAAAUUGUAGUGGCACAUAUCAGAAUUAAGGACAAUCCUGGAAUGUUUUUCCCUUUCCCAACGAGCAUUUUUGCAAGUCAUUACACAGUAUAUGUACCUAACACUAAUGUCGGUGCUCAUGUUAGUUCAGUAAUAUUGUACGCUAAAACAAAUGAUAUCGGUUUGAUCAUCUUCAACGGAACUCUCCUGUCUACUUCCGGUUGGAGCCCGAUACUGAAUUCAGAAUGGAGUUAUAAGUCUGUUGCUGUUGAUGCUGGACUGCUGAACAUCCACAAUAAUUUCAAAAAAUCAUUCGGAGGUCAUCUACUUGUGGUGAAUGCCUUUAAACUCUCGGUGAUGAACCUUAUACCAGCACCUUACAAUACAGUAUCACCACUUCCCGAUAUGGUUCAAGGGCUUUGUCCCAUUAUCACAGUUGCUGUGACAAAUGCCGACUACUGA
Pecten maximus is the source of this 852-nucleotide messenger RNA. RefSeq lists its product as uncharacterized. Lineage: Eukaryota; Metazoa; Mollusca; Bivalvia; Pectinida; Pectinidae. The transcript is spliced from 2 exons. The coding region runs from base 1 to 852 and encodes 283 amino acids. The record is from RefSeq and is a predicted model, not a curated record.